This is a messenger RNA of Polyodon spathula (Mississippi paddlefish), 1704 nucleotides long. RefSeq names its product immunoglobulin kappa light chain-like. Gene Ontology annotation, cellular component: external side of plasma membrane. The coding region runs from base 26 to 934 and encodes 302 amino acids. Lineage: Eukaryota; Metazoa; Chordata; Actinopteri; Acipenseriformes; Polyodontidae. The transcript has 6 exons. The record is from RefSeq and is a predicted model, not a curated record. Gene Ontology annotation, biological process: positive regulation of T cell proliferation; T cell costimulation; cell surface receptor signaling pathway.
UGCUUGUCGCCUUGCUGUCUCCAUCAUGCAGACCCUGCGCAUUUCUCUCUCCCUCGUCUUUUUAACUUAUGGAGCCCUGCAAGUUUCUGCAGUAUUCCAAUACCCGCCCGUAGUAAGAGCUGAGGUCGGGAGCACGGUGCACUUCACCUGUGAUAUCGGAGACCUGACCGGGCACUGCUACUCUGUUCUGUGGCUCAAGGUGCAGCCCAGCAGGGUCCCGGCUCUGGCUGUUUAUUCAAAUAUCUCCCCAGGUGGGAGUCGUGGAAGCGAGGCUGACGCACCGACAAAGAAGAGAUGCUCCUUAACCUUAACCAGCGUACAGGUGAACGACUCGGGGACCUACUACUGUGGGUUUAGCUCCCAAAUUAUGGUGUAUUAUGGAAAUGGCACCAGGCUGUUAGUAAAAAGUUCUGAAGCCAUUUCAAUUGUAAUCUCAUCGCCUUCUGACGAUGAAGUCCAGUCCAGCGGUUCCGUUACUUUAGUGUGCCUGGUGUUCGGGGUGUCCGAGCAGGCUCGCGUCCACUGGGACAUAGCGGGGGGUGUUCGACACGGACUGACCGACUCGGACUCCACUCCGGACUUUAUCAGGAAUCAGAUCACCAUUCAGGGCGAGGUCUGGAUGAGCGGGACCGUGUGUACCUGUGUGGUGGAAACAGAGAGCGGGCGGAAUGUGAGCAGAAGCGUGAGUAAAACAGGGAACCCUGCAGCUCCCAUUGCUCUUCUCUAUGGAAAUGUAGUCGCGGUUUCUCUUUUGCUAAUUGCUGUGCUUGUCGUAGCGGUAAUGUGUUUCUGUAGGAGAAACACCAGCUCAGGAAAUAAAAAUGAAAUCGGGCAUUCAGGUGCAAGGCUCUCAAGCGGAUCAAAAUUGAGAGAACAGGAGAGAGAGGAGGUGCAGUACGCCAGUCUGGACUUCAAUGCUAGAGGACGGAAGUGAACCCUAAGUGAACAGCCCCCUGCAAGAACAUCAAUGCACCCCCAUAGGGACUAUAUUCAGAAAGCAAGGUCACUUCGUGGAGUGUAACCUCAAUGCUUGGUGCCAUUGCGUUUUUGUUAGGGUUGGAGCAAUAUGGUUGCCUUAUUACAGUUGAUCACACAUUUUAUUACUUUCUGAUUGUAUCAAAGUGUCCAGAAUUUAGAAUCAGUUUAGCUGCCUUCCAUAAGCUUAAGUAACAUGCUGAACAGCCACGCUGUCUUUAUAAAAGAGCCGCAGCAUCUUGUGAUCAGGAAUAAAAACAUAUGUGUCACCUGCAAUGCACUGUUGAGCACUAGAUGGCGCUGCUGCAUAUAUACAUUGUUGUAUUUGGUUUUUUACCAUCUUCCCCUGAACUUAAUAAAAAUCUCUUUAAUAAUAUUAUAGCUGUCUGAGGGUCUUCUCCAGUGCUGAAUGUAAGCUGCUCCCCAGUAAAACUAAUAAAGAACCAAUUUGUUAAUUACAUUAGAGUUGCUAAGACUUUUUCAAACAUAAGCUGGCCUAGGUCUCGAGUACAUAUUGACAUGCCGGGUUGUAUAUGUAAAUGCAUAUAGAUUGAUCGAGUAAAGAAUAAAUUUGUUUUUGCUGGAGAUAUGUAUUUCCCCUCAGCGCCUGUGUCACAAUAACAUACUUUAGAGCACCCAGAUGGCUUGUGGGUGACGUCAGACCAGGAAACGGACACACCCAUUCAUUUGAAAUAAUAACAACACUUAACACAAAACAUAAAAUACGCA